Molecule: messenger RNA, 2177 nt
Organism: Truncatella angustata
Lineage: Eukaryota; Fungi; Ascomycota; Sordariomycetes; Amphisphaeriales; Sporocadaceae
Exons: 2
Coding region: 120-1961 (613 amino acids)
Molecular function (GO): zinc ion binding; nucleic acid binding
Source: RefSeq, a predicted model, not a curated record
GAUAUCGAACAACAUUCAAAGACAUCAAACAAACGGAACUAUAAUCCCUUACUCCCUCUACAAGUCUAAUUCUUGCAUUUGAUCGGCGACCAUCACUCGAUCGGCGAUCAUCAGUCGAGAUGGACUUGUCUCGGAACUUGGAGAUUCUUGCUAUCAAGAAUUUAGACAAGACUCAUCUAGCAGAUCUUGAGGCCAGAGUUGAUGGCAGUAUUAUUGGCACGUCGUUCUCUGAGCAAGAUGUCCUCAAUACGUACUUGGGAUGGCUAGGUGAGCAACUUGUUCAAGAUGCCUUCUUCCAGCAAGAUUCCCUUGUUGAGGCCUGGACCAAGUCUCUCUACCAUCGCGGGUUUGACAAGAAACAUAUUCAUCAAUCGUUCAAACAAUGGCAGCGACGCGAAGCAUUGCGAGAUCCCUCCACCCUCCGAAGAUUAUUAAUGGCUGAGCAGGAACUAUGUGAUCUUCUGGACAAUAUGGUCUCAAGAGACAGUACUGGCUUUCUUGAGGCCCAAGAUCGCCACACCUCAUACCAGAAAGAAAACAAACCACCUCAUCCGGAAAAGGGCAGAAGCAAGAGCAAGAAGCUAGCCACAAAGGAAAGAAGUCGUUCCGAGGAUCGUCGGGUGGGCAAACAACGUACUGGUGCCAAUGAUAUUCCAGUCACAACACGUCGCCAGCUAGGACCACCUGCAGCAAAGGAAGAGAUCAUCGAGAUCGAGUUAGAUAACACAAGUGAGACAGGUAACCGCUCCAAUUCUGUCACACCGAACGUCCUCGGAACCCAAGGAGUGUCUGGCUUGCCUUGUAACUCGGAAGAUCUUAUGAUCACGCGCAAGACGAUUCUGAUCGACACAGCUCCCAGGAAGGCCUCCCAUGGCCUCUACUUGGGAGAUACGCCGCGUGAACGGAUCGACCAUAGAGGCGAUUACAUCUCGACAGUGAGAUAUAGUGUCCUACAGAAGACCCCUCCGGGUAUGGAUUAUAUUUGCAAACGCUGUGGUCAGAAAGGCCAUUGGGUGCAUCUCUGCCCAACCAAUUUGGAUCCAAGUUUUGAUGUGCCUCCCGCCAAGAAUUAUCGAUGCAUCUAUUGUCAACGCCUUGGUGAUCAUUUUGCAACGCUGUGUCCCCACAACGAGCAUGAGUGGUCUCUGACGCAGCAGCGAAAGCACGCCUCUCUUUCAACAACCCCCAAGCGGUCUCAGGAUCGUGGUCGAUCACCCCGAAGUGGUGGAGGCAGUAGCAACACAUACCGACCGAAAGAUGUGCCUCCUCGAUCUUCGUACGAAGCGGCAGAUAAGUUCCGCCCGCAAUAUCGGGAUAAUCGGUCUCGUUCUCCACCACAUUCAGCAUCUGAUGAGACAAUUCCACUCUCUCCAUUACACGACAAGAAAAAAUCAAAGCGCCCAAGCAAACGGACCAGAGCACGCCGCGCUGCUCGACGCCGUCUUGAGGAGACAUUCAAGGGCAAAAAAGCACACACUCCUCAUCCGGUGCAUUAUGCCCCGGCUGAUUAUGAGGGCAGACUGUUUUAUGAUGAUUGUAAUGAAGAAGACCCUUUCAUCACCAUCACUGACGCACCUGCUGUUGGCAACGUAAAAGUCCAAACACCGCACACAGCCGCCAAUGAACCGCCCUUUUGGGAGCCCAGCCCUGAAUGCAGUGUCAAAGCUGCAGCCGAAGCCAAUGACUUUCUGCAGAAUCUUCAGGAGCAGAUCCGAGACGACAUGGUCGAGGCAGCAUGCUCUCGUGUAUUGGACGAGAUCGUGGACGAAGUAUGCGGUGAGGAAGAUGCUCUGCUUUUCAAAGAUGGUAACAACGUCCUUUGCAAGAAGGUCACGAGCCCUCCCUUUUACGAAGAGGUGGUUCGCCUGUUUGCCAAGCGCCCAAACCCGGUUGUUUGUCCGCGCCCUAGGCGUGCUCUAGUGUUGGAAUUUUGGGAGGACACUGUGAAGGAAGAAUUCUAGGCAAUAAGACCAAGCAAGGUGACCAGCACCACACCUUAUGAUGCUCUGGAAUUCACGCACAAUGUCAACUCGUUGCUCCGCGUGAACCUGCUUGAGACCAACAAGGCGGCAGCUUGUGCAUUGUUGUGCACAAAAUGCCUUUCUUUGGGCCAGAUGAUCGUGCUUGGGCACCCACCUUGGUUGAGAGGAUGAUUCCUGGGUAAUCGAGGUUAUGUU